GUCAUUCUGCGUCUGUGUGUGCGCGUGCGUGUGUGUUAACCCGGUCACAGCGUGCUGAAGUUGCGGAGGUUUUUUUCUCGGUUGCCAUGGAUUUCUAAAAAAAAAAAAAAAAAAAAAAGCCCAUUGACUGCAACUGAUCUCUUUCAGAGCAGAGCAAAGAGCAGAGCAAAGCUGUUGCGUUACUAUAUUGUCUUUAGCGGAGGAAAAAAAAAAACCCAUAGAAUCUUGUGCGAGACAUUAUCACCCCAGAUUUCUUCCAGCUAUCGCUCUCCACACACCGUUCUCCGAAAGGUCACAGCUCUCCUGUACCUACUGGGUGAGAUGUACUGAGAUCUGGCCCACAGCAGUCUUUUCUUCUUCCUCUGCUCAACUCCGAGGGUGUGGCUAGUGAUGCAGUUACCAUGGAGAAUUGGCGUCACCCUGCUACUGGUGACAUUCCUCAACACCAGGCAUCUCACCAAUGCUCUGGACAUUCCGUUGGAGAUUGAGCAACCGCCAACGAUAACAGAGCAGUCACCAGCCACUCUUAUCGCUUUGUCCUUUGAUGAGAGCUUUGCAGUCACGUGUGAAGCCAAAGGAAACCCUGAUCCAGAAUUCAAAUGGACAAAGAAUGGGCAAGAUUUUGAUCCCUAUCAGGACCCCAUGUUGAUCACUAAAGAAGACUCUGGAACAUUUAUCAUCCCAAACAAUGGGAACCUCACUGAAUACCAAGGCCUCUAUCGCUGUUAUGCCUUCAACAAACUCGGAACUGCCAUGUCAGAAGAAAUUGAAUUCAUCAUUCCCAAUGUUCCGAAGUUCCCAAAAGAGAAAAUUGAUCCAAUCGAGGUAGAAGAGGGACAGCCAUUUAUUCUGGAAUGCAAUCCGCCUAAAGGAAUUCCUCCACUGGAAAUCUACUGGAUGACCAUAAGCAUGAAGCAAAUAGAGCAGGAUGAGAGAGUGACAGUAGGGCUGAAUGGGAACCUCUACUUCUCCAACGCCAUUCAGACAGACAGCCGGAGAGAUUAUUGCUGCUAUGCAUCCUUCCCAAGAAUACGCACCAUCGUCCAGAAAACCGCCAUGUCCGUUAUUGUCAGCAACUUCAAGUCAAUGAGUCAAUCUGGUAGUCGAAGGGGAACAGCCAACGCCAUUCUGGAGAGGAAGCCCAGUCUUCUGUCGCCCUCUGGUGGUCAAACAUAUACUCAUAUUGUGAAAGGGGAGGAACUGAUAUUAGAAUGCAUUGCUGAAGGCUUCCCAACUCCAAUGGUCGAAUGGACCAAGAUAGGAGAUAAACUUCCUGACCGAGCUCUACAGAAGAAUUUCGGGAAGCACCUCACCAUAGAGGAAGUGAUAGAAGAUGAUGAAGGGAAAUACAUGUGCAAGGCCCAUAACUCCCAUGGAGUAGCUGUUCAUUACUUCCAUGUAGCAGUGGAGGAGGCUCCUAGGUGGAAUAUUGAACCCAAGGGCCAGUUGAAUGUCAUUGGAUCUGAUGUCAUCAUUAGAUGUGCUGCAUAUGCCAACCCAGCACCCUCUGUGGCAUGGAUGGUGAACGGGCGCCCUAUUAGUGAGGUUCCAACAGCCAACAGAAAAGUGUAUGAUGACACCAUCAUGAUCCACAAUGCCAGCCCCAGUGACAGCGCAGUUUAUCAGUGUGAAGUCUCCAACAGACACGGAACGCUGCUGGCCAAUGCUAACAUCAUGAUCAUGAACCUGCGACCACUGAUUUUGACAGAAGAUAAUCUUCAGUAUUCAGCAGUGGAAGGAAAGCAAGUGAUCAUGCACUGCAGGGUGUUCAGCUCACCACCCUCAGCUAUCAUCUGGAGCAAGGAUGACAACGCUAAUGCCUUAGAGGGAUCAAGGUUCUUCAUACACGCAAAUGGGUCACUGGAGAUCCACAGCGUGAAGGGGGAGGAUGAUGGCGAGUACACAUGUGUCACUGAAAACUCUGAGGGCAAACUGGCCAUCACUGCUAAGCUGGAGGUUAAAGCUCCCACCAAGAUAGUGAAUUCUCCUCAGGACCAGCGUGUUUUGGUAGGCACCACAGUUCAAUUCUCAUGUCAGGCUGAAGUAGAUCCAUCCUUCAGUGAGGAUUAUGAGAUGAUCUGGGAAAAAGAUGGCAUCCCUCUCAACGACAGUGAAAGCACUGGUUAUUUUGUCGAUGGAGAGAUGCUGCAGAUUGCUAAUGUGAGCUUCAGAGACCAGGGUGUGUACGUUUGCAUAGCCAGAAGUCCAGCAGAUCAGGACAGUGCCAUGGCACUGCUUACAGUACUGGGUGUACCGGAUGCCCCACAAGGUGUGGUGCUCACUGAACGCAAAGACAGGACUGUGAAACUUAAAUGGAUCCCAGGAGAUGACCAUAAUAGCACUACCACAGAGUUCAUCAUCGAAUAUGAGGAGAGCCAGUGGGACCCAGGCAGGUGGAAGGAGCUGGUGCGAGUGCCUGGAAAUCACCACUCAGUUCUGCUGAAGCUCCACGGGCACAUAGACUACAGCUUCCGCAUCUCAGCAGUGAAUGAGGUCGGAAAAGGACGACCGAGUAGAGCCAGUGACAGAUACAAUACCCCAGCCUCAGCACCUGACAAGAACCCAGAAAACGUCAAGAUAGAAGCUAAUUUUCCACACGAAAUGCAUAUCAACUGGAAGCCCUUGUCCCCCAUGGAACACAACGGUCCUGGUUUGGAGUACAGAGUGAGCUACCGACGACAGGAUGUGGAAGAGGAGUGGCAGGAGCACAUGGUAAAGAGGCACUCAUUUGUGGUGAAGAACACGCCAACAUUUGUCCCUUACGAAGUUAAGAUCCAAGCCAAGAAUCAUGCUGGCUGGGCUCCUGAACCUGAAACCAUAGUCGCCUAUUCAGGAGAAGACUUCCCAUCAGCAGCACCAGAGGAUGUAGCAGUGGAGGCAAUGAACAACACAGUGGUGAAGGUCAGCUGGAAACGCAUUCACAAGGACAAAUUGCACGGACAUCUGGGAGGCUACAUGGUUCAGUGGUGGCGUCUGCGCAGUCUCUUGAACACAAGGAAAAUGCAUGGUGAUAAACACACACUCAGGUUUCCCGGGGACAGAAAUCAUGCCCUAAUCCCAGGGCUCCGACCUUUCUCCGAAUACAGUCUCAUUGUCAUGGCCUACAAUGGACGAGGCAAUGGACCAGGAAGCCACCCGGCCACUUUUAAAACUCCAGAGGGAGUUCCAGAUCAGGCUGCACUUUUCAGGGCUACAGAUGUUCAGAAGCAUGCUCUCACUCUUAGCUGGUCUCCUCCAGUGGAGGCUAAUGGAGUUCUUACCGGCUGUGUCCUGCAAUACCAGCUAAUUAAUAGCACAGAGGAAGUGGGACCCCUGCUGACUGUGAACAUCACCCAUCCAGAUACAAAUAAAUGGCACCUCAAGGACCUGGAACCAGUUAGCCGCUACAGGUUCUACCUGUAUUACUGCACACAAACAGGCUGUGGCCCAGUGACUAGUGAGGAGUACAUCACCAUCCCAGAAGCACGACAGUCCAGAACUCAUUUGACUCCAAGAAAUCCUUCUGUCUCCCCUGUGGCUAAAGCCACACUUUCUUCUAUAGCACCCACUGUGUUGAAUAUUAGUGCCUCAGUUAGCGACAACUUUGCAAAUAUCAGCUGGAUUCUGGGGAAGGAACAAAUGGAUUCAGAGUUAUAUGUUGCAUAUAUGAAAAACCGUGAAGGUAACUGGAAGAUAUCUGAGGCCGUUAACUCCUCUAAGACUUUCCUGGUCAUUAAGGAGCUGGAGCCUGGGACAGAAUAUACAGUACGAGUUAUGGCUAAAAGCUGGCAUGAUAGUUCUAGCAUUUUUGAAGAUGUUAUCAAGACCAGGGCCAAAGGUUUGGCCAGCAUUCACAGUGGAAUUUCAAAUCAGGGUUGGUUUAUUGGAUUGAUGUGUGCUGUGGCUUUACUCACACUCAUCGUGCUCAUCGCUUGCUUUGUAAACAGGAACAAAGGAGGGAAGUACUCGGUGAAAGAGAAGGAAGAUCUCCAUCCAGACUUGGAGUCUCAAGGCAUAAAUGAUGACACUUUCUGUGAAUACAGUGAUAAUGAUGAGAAACCCCUGAAAGGCAGCCAGCACUCACUGUCUCGAGACCUGAAGCGAGGGGACAGUGGGGACAGCAUAGUGGAUUAUGGCGAUGAGGAUGCUCAGUUUAACGAGGAUGGAUCCUUUAUUGGAGAAUAUGCUGGACAGAAGGAAAGGGCAUCCAUGGAAAUCAAAGGAACCUCUCAGAGCAAACCAUGAAAGGACAAAAUCCUAUUUGAUAUUGCUUACAUAAAUUUGGCACAGGGACAAAAAAGGGGGGAGAAUGACAUAAUCCUCCCCCACAUAUGCAAUUUGGUUAAAAAAACAAAACAGUAAUUCAUGUGUUUAUUGUUAAUCAUGCUCUCGUGCUUAUGUUAUUUUACAAGGCUUAGUUUCAAACAAAUUGUAACAGAUAAUUCAGUCACUUUCAGUUGUAUAUAAAUGUCAGGUAUUCUCUUUAUAUUUUUGAAAUUAUGUCAAACUGCCAGGAAUAAGUUUGUUUUUGUUGUGCUGUGUUUUUUAUUAGUAUAUAUAUAUAUAUAUAUAUAUAUAUAUAUAUAUAUAUAUAUAUAUAUAUAUAUAUAUAUAUAUAUAUAUAUAUAUAUAUAUAUAUAUAUGUGUGUGUGUAUGUUUUGUAGGCAGUCUUGGUCAUCCUAAUGUAAAGGUAAAAAAGGAGACAUUCCAGUCUUAAUUUGUUAUGCACUGUGAGGUCUCUAGGGUCUCCCCCAUUGUCUUCUUGUAGUCAAGCAAAUUUUUGUUAGAGUAUGAAACUAUGAAAUUUUCUGUUUUAUUUCCUUCUUUGCAAAUAUUAUUUACAUUUUAUAUUCAGAUCUGCAUUCAUUGUGUAAUUAAAUAUGUGUACAAAAAAGUCGUUCAUUAAAUUAUUUCCCAUUUUAAAAGUAUGCAGACUAGAAGAGAAAGAAAAAAACGAGGAUUCUGUAAGCAACUACAGUAGUCAUGCCUAGCCAUUGAGUCUGUAAACAUAUCCAGUAUUCAAGCUACACUAACCAUUAUCCAUAUACAGUGCAAUCAUUAUUAUUUUGUGUUUGCUUCUAUUAACUCAUUGUCUGAGCAAUAUACAAUACCAUCAUGAUAUGUGAAAUAUAUAUUGUAUAAAAGAGUUAUGAUAUCACCUUUAUAAUGUUUUCAGCCUUGCAUUUAGUAUUGUUAUAUCACAAGGGCUUUACACAAAUGCAAAAAUGCACACAUAUGCACUCUCUUAGUAAAUACUGUUUCAACUGUGGCUCACUUCUACCAGUUCUUAAUUUAAAAUCAAAUAUAAUUCCAGCUGAGGGUUUGACCCAACAGACAUUUUAAUGGUUGGAGUUUGAGUUCUAUGAACAUAACACAUAAAGCAAAACCAUCAUGGUGUUGAGCUGUUUAGUCCUUAAUGCUGGUAAAUUUCCCAUUUUAAACAUGAUAUUUAACUAGGCCUUUGGAUACACACAACUGUUUUGACUAGCAUAGCAGAGUGUAGAAUGGCAAUUGAAAUGUUAAGUUAAAUUUGAAUGGCAUCAGGCAACUCCUCUGUACAAACAUGUCUGUGUUUGCAUGUUUAUGGAUGUUGAAUGAUAUUUCGCACAGAUUUGACAUUAAAUUUUAUCACUUCUCAUUUUCAGA
Messenger RNA from Ictalurus punctatus (channel catfish), 5625 nucleotides. It is a transcript of the gene chl1b, whose product is annotated as cell adhesion molecule L1-like b. NCBI's taxonomy places the organism in Eukaryota, Metazoa, Chordata, Actinopteri, Siluriformes, Ictaluridae. Gene Ontology annotation, molecular function: protein binding. The record is from RefSeq and is a predicted model, not a curated record. Bases 391 to 4224 code for a protein of 1277 amino acids. The transcript has 29 exons. Gene Ontology annotation, cellular component: plasma membrane; axon. Gene Ontology annotation, biological process: cell-cell adhesion; axon guidance.